Messenger RNA from Austrofundulus limnaeus, 2676 nucleotides. It is a transcript of the gene acss2l, whose product is annotated as acyl-CoA synthetase short chain family member 2 like. NCBI's taxonomy places the organism in Eukaryota, Metazoa, Chordata, Actinopteri, Cyprinodontiformes, Rivulidae. The record is from RefSeq and is a predicted model, not a curated record. The coding region runs from base 464 to 2485 and encodes 673 amino acids. The transcript has 18 exons. Gene Ontology annotation, molecular function: acetyl-CoA synthetase activity; AMP binding.
AUCAAGCCUCUGAACUGAGAAUACACUUGUUAAUAAAUGUAAUGGUCUCAGUAAAAAUACAAUAAAGACCAAACUUUGUUCUAUUAUUUUGAACUUCUGUCACUCUUUCAUUUGAAAACAAACACUCAUCCUGCUGCACUUUCCUCCUCCUCCUCCUCCCCUCUGUCCGCCCACUGGCUCAGGAGCAUAAUGUGAUCAGCAGACCAGCUGAGACUCAUCCAAUAAAAAAGUGGGAGUGCUCGGUCCCGGGAGCCGAUUGGACACCUUGACACUAAGCAGACCGAGGAUCCGUCUGCAGAUCUGGGAUUAGGGGCGGGUUAUUCUGCAUGUUGAAUGGUGUUGCUCCAGCACAGGAGGCCUUGUUCUCCCCUCACCUCCCGGAGGAUCAGACGGAGCACCGGUGACACCAGAUUACUCCCAUCUCCCUGCCUGACCCAUCAGAUGACCUGUCUGUCCUCCCGCCAUGGUCGUGUCUGAAUCCCGGGACAAAAUGUACCAGCCUCCUCUCGACCUGCAGAGGGAUGCUCACGUCCCCGACUUCAACUCCUACCUGGUGAAGUACAAGAAGUCUCUGGAGAACCCAGAAGCUUUCUGGAGGGAGGUCGCCGACGAGUUCUUCUGGAAGAAGCCGGCAGCGGGGCCGAUGCUCCAGUACAACUUCGACGUGACGAAGGGCAGCGUGUUCGUCAAGUGCAUGGAAGGAGCCAGGACCAACGUGUGCUACAACGUCCUGGACAGACAUGUGAGGGGAGGGACGCUCAGUGAGAAGGUUGCCUAUUACUGGGAAGGUAACAAUCCAGACCAUCAUAUGACCAUAACCUAUGGUCAGCUGCUGAACCAGGUCUGCCGCUGUGCUAAUGUGCUCAAGAAAAUGGGAGUAAAAAAAGGAGACAGGGUGUCCAUCUACCUGCCCAUGAUCCCGGAGCUCGUCUACACCAUGUUGGCGUGUGCCAGAAUAGGUGCUGUUCACUCGAURGUGUUUGCAGGUUUUUCCUCAGAGUCUCUGUGUGAGAGAAUCCUGGACGCACAAAGCAGCGUUCUGGUGACAGCAGACGGAGUUCACCGAGGAGAGAAGCUGAUCAACCUGAAGCAGAUUUCAGACGAGGCGCUGCAGAAAUGCAAGGAAAAAGGGUCAUCUAGUGUCAUUAAAUGUUUGGUCGUAAAACACGAAGCACUGAGGACAAAAACUGCAACUUCUAGCAACAAAUUACAGACCCCCUGGGACUCGGAGCGAGACGUUUUGUGGGACGAGGCGAUGAGGAUGGCUGCGGAUGAGUGUGAGCCCGAGUGGAUGGACGCCGAAGACCCGCUCUUCAUCCUCUACACCAGCGGCUCCACCGGCAAACCCAAAGGUGUCGUCCACACUGUUGCUGGCUACCUGCUCUACACCUCCCUGACCUUCAAGUACGUCUUUGAUCAUCACCARGAUGACGUGUACUGGUGCACGGCGGACAUCGGCUGGAUCACCGGACACUCCUACAUCACCUACGGCCCUCUGGCGAARGGAGCCACGAGCGUCCURUUCGAGGGGAUCCCUGUGCACCCCCACGUCGGACGGUUCUGGGAAGUCAUCGAAAAGUACAGAGUGAGCAAGUUUUACACGGCUCCCACCGCCAUCCGGCUGCUGAUGAAGUACGGGAGCGAACCGCUGCAGAAGUACGACCUGUCCAGCCUGAGGGUUCUGGGUACCGUCGGCGAGCCCAUCAACCCGGAGGCYUGGCAGUGGUUCUACGAGGAGGUGGGUCGGAGCCGGUGUCCGGUGGUUGAUACUUUCUGGCAGACGGAGACGGGAGGUCAUGUUCUGACUCCACUUCCUGCUGCCACGCCUCUGAAACCAGGCUCUGCUACCUUUCCUUUCUUCGGGGUUGAGCCGACCAUCUUGAACGAACAUGGGGAGGAACUGGAAGGAGAUGCUGAGGGUUACCUGGUUUUCAGGAAGCCCUGGCCGGGUUUGAUGCGAACUCUUUAUAAAGACCACAAGCGCUUCGAGAACACUUACUUCAAGAAGUUCCCAGGCUUUUAUGUCACCGGUGAUGGCUGCCGGCGGGAUAAAGAUGGAUAUUACUGGAUCACAGGGAGGAUCGACGACAUGCUGAAUGUCUCAGGCCACCUCAUGAGCACAUCAGAGGUGGAGGCGGCACUGAUGCUGCACCCAGCAGUGUCAGAGGCCGCCGUGGUGAGCCGACCCCACAAAGUGAAGGGAGAGUGUCUCUACUGCUUCGUCACACUCAAYGACUGCGAGGAGUUUGACAACAAGCUGGUGGAGGAGCUGAAGAAAGGAGUGAGAGAAAAAAUUGGACCAAUCGCGACACCAGACUUCAUCCAGAACGCCCCGGCGCUGCCGAAGACUCGRUCAGGGAAAAUAAUGAGGCGGAUCCUCCGGCAGAUCGCCCGGAACGAGAAGGACCUGGGGGACCUCUCCACGCUGUCCGACCCAAAGGUGGUGGAGGUGCUGCUCAGCCAGAGGAGCCAAGCUGCAGCCUGAACCUUCUUCUGACUGAUGAAGACUAUCACACCUGCUGGAUGUCCACUCAGAGACUUUUAGAAGCAGAGAAAUAUUUUGUAGAUUAUGUUUGGGCCAAAAUAUCCGACGAGUUGAAGUAAUUUUUUUCAGUUUUGCACAGCUUGUGUUGUCUGUAUUUUCCUAUGACCUGAGAAUAAAGCGCUUCAUCCUUU